Messenger RNA from Suricata suricatta (meerkat), 2539 nucleotides. RefSeq names its product tetratricopeptide repeat domain 22 (gene TTC22). Gene Ontology annotation, molecular function: protein binding. NCBI's taxonomy places the organism in Eukaryota, Metazoa, Chordata, Mammalia, Carnivora, Herpestidae. The coding region runs from base 286 to 1995 and encodes 569 amino acids. The record is from RefSeq and is a predicted model, not a curated record. The transcript has 8 exons.
UUUGCGCGCCCCGCAUUUGGCAAUGCACCUGUUUUUCUGGCACACCUGGUUGUGCAAGGCGAGCGUCGAAGAGGCGUUGAGCAGCGAAAGCCGACACACCCACAGGGCGCGCCUGGAGCCCGAGCUCAGACCCUCCCACCAGCGGGAGGCGGCCGGGCACCGGGACGCGGCAGUGCCCUGGGCCUUCCCGCACAGCCCCUCGCCUCUUGCACUGGGCUCGCCCCAGCCACGGCCUCCCGCAGCGUCCGGGGCAGGGGCGAGGCCCCAGGGAGCAGCGGGGCUGCCAUGGCAGAGCCGGAGGCCCCGGCCGAGGACCUGGACGCCCUCAUCGACGACCUGGACUACCUGCCCGGCCACUUCCACCUGGAGAUGCAGCUGAACUUCGAGCCGCGCUCGCCGGCCUCGCUCCGCGCCCGGGACCUGAAGCUGCAGCGGGACGGCCUUCGGCAGGAGCUCGAGCUGGCGGCCGCCCGGCAGCGCCCCGCCGUGCGCCACCUUCUGGGCGCCUUCGCCUUCUACCUGGAGGAGCUGGACGAGGCGCGCGAGCGCUUCCUCGAGGUGGCCCGCGAGGACCCGGACAACCUCAACGCCUGGGCCAACCUGGUGCACGUGUACGCGCGGCUGGGCCAGGAGGAGGAGGAGGAGGCGUGCGCAGGGCGGCUGGCCGGCCUCAUGGGCCUGGAGGCCGAGCGCCCGGCGGCCGGGGACCCCCAGCUCCGAGCCGCGCGCUGCCUGGCCGAGCAGGGCUACGCGCACGGCUUCGACGUGGGCUGCGCCAGCGCGGAGGAGCGAGCGCGGGUACUGGCCGCUGGCAUCGCACUCUACGACAAGGCACUGGGCUACGGGCAGCAGAUCCCAGCGGAGGAGAAAAGGGGCUGGUACUUCACCAUGGCCACGCUCUUCAUCAGGCUAGAUGGCGUCUACCUGGAGCUGGGCAGCGAGGAGCAGAAGAGGCUGCCUGCCUUCAACCGCACGCUGGCCCUGCUCCGGCAAGUGCUCAAGUCCUCCGACCCCCACCACCAAGCUCUGGCCUGGUGCUACCUCGGGAUGUUGCUAGAGAGGAAGGACACCUUCUCCACCACCCCCAUGGGCGUCCAUGACUGCGGGUACUCAGGAACGGACCCCCUGGACUGCUUUGGAAAGGCCAUUGAGCUAGCCAAGGACCAACCCCCCAUCCUGAACCGCCUGGCCAAAAUCUUCCACUUCCUAGGAAAGCAGGAUAUGGCCAUUGGAACCUGCAACAUGGCUCUAGAUGUCCUACGGGAUCCGGAGCUCAACUGGCAGGCAUACUGCACAAGGGCCAAGAUCCACCUCAGAGCCUACCUGCACGACCUGGAGAGAGCCAAGAUGGGGCUCGGGGGCAUGCCUGACCGGAACCACCUGGCCUGCGCCAAGGCCGACCUGGAGGAAGUGGUCAGGGUGUGCCCAGGCCUCAAGACCUACCUGGACAUUGGCCAGGUCUACUACUACAUGGGCGUGGACGCAGUGCAGGAGCUGCUGGCGGUGGACGAGGCGGCGCUGAACCAGGCGCUGGUCUUCCUGGCCUUGGCCGGCGAGUCGGAGCUGGGCGCCACGCUCCCCGAGCUGCAGCUGCUGCGCGGCAAGUGCCUGCGCAUCAAGGGCGAGGACGCCAACGCUGCGGCCUGCUUCAAGCGCGCCGUGGAGCUGGACGACGCGGGCUCCAGCCACACCGAGAGCUUCGGCUGCCUGCUGGAGGCGCUGCUGGCCCAGUGGAGCCAGGCGCAGCUGAGCGACGCCGAGCUGGGCCGCGAGGUGGACGCGUGGCUGCGCCGCGCCCAGGGCAAGUACCCCGCGGCGCGCCUGCGCCAGGAGCUGCAGCGCGUGUGGCGCGGCCACACGGGUGAGGUGCUGGGGCUGGCCCGGGCCUUGGUGGCCCAGGGCCGGCCGGCGCUGGUGCGACUGCUCUUCGAGACCAUGGAGCGGGACGGCGACGGCACGGGCAUACCGCGGAGCCGCCGCGCCUUCUCCCUCUAAACGGCGUCGAGGCCCCGCCCCGCUGAGGGCCCAUCUCCAGCUGAUUGGGCCGAAUCUAGGCGCUCAAAACGGGCCCGCCCUGCCAUAGGCUGGCUGCUGAGCAGAACCAAUUAGAUUCUCUUCCGGAAAUUGGGAGAGGCGUUGAGCAACCAGGGUGGUCCGGCCUGCCCGGCGAGGACGGGGGCGUGAUUAAGGACCGCAGGGGAAGUAGGGCAGACGCGAGAAGCCCCUGGGAAAUGGCCUAGUGAAGCACUGAAUUGUACAAAUAUGCAGAAAAAACAAGAUGGAUGCAAGAUACAGAAGGGAUAGACCAGCCACCCCUGCACUGCUUCUCAUGUCUCCAAUGACCCAUGGAGGACAGACUGAGAAGUGCCGUCCUUAGAGAUCACGCACUCCAAUCUCAUGUGUAGAUGACAAUACUGACAGCUCUGGAAGGGAGGUGGCUUGCCCAAAGUCACACCUCCUAGCCUCCCACCCCUGUACUUCAAACACUGACAGCAUGAUUCAGGUAUAGGAAAAUACCAAUAAACUGAUUAACACUAAA